ACUAACUCUGAACCUAGUUUUACAGAGCAUGAACUGCAAAGUUGGACCGUUGCGAAACUAAGGUCACACCUAAAACUAAAAAAACUCGGUACAAAUGGAAAGAAACAAGUUUUGUGAGUGUUACCUAUGACAUCAAUUAAACCUAUGCCUAAAAAGACUGCAAGCUUGGAAUGCUGUUGGCACACAUCAAAGGUCUAAUGUGAAUGCCCAGACGGGGCCAGUUUCAAGGAAGAUAAAACUGUAAAUUUGUUACACAUCAGCAAGCGGCCACUUCAAAUGGCAUUAGUCAAUACUAAAUUGACCACUCACCAGCUGUCGAUCAAAAUCAUGUAAUAAUCAAUCAGAUUUCGUUUAUUGCGGCCACUUGGUCCGACAAACAAAGACUGUCGGAGUAAUGGAAAAAAUGUUUAAUGAAAACACAGCUUGGAGGAUUGGAAUUGAGAGAACUAUCCUGACAUUUAACUUGAUUGGAUUACAGAGACUUUAUGUUGCAGGUUUACAGAGUCCUUGACUCUCAGAAGAAAAUGAAUAAAAAGACUAAAGUGAGACAGCGAAAACAAGUGGUAGCAACUGCUGAGUCAAGCAUUACAGAUUCAGGUUCAAACGGUCAAGUAGUUGAUAGUCAAGAGACAUUGAAACAGGAGAGAGAAAUGGAGAGAAAGGAGCGGGAAUCAAUUGUACUGUGGCGAUCUCCUGUGCGGACUUUAAAAUAUUUUGUGCUGGAAGCUAGUGUACUUUUAUAUUUGCUUGGAAAAAGGUUGUACAACAGAAAGAAGACGGUGCUACUAUGUGUUGUAUUCUCUAUGGUGUUACUAGCAAUCUACAAUAUAGAGGGAGCCCACCAACAGACUGUGGGCAGUGUAGAGAAGACCGUGCUGUGGUGUGCCUACUGGGUCGGCCUGGGCAUCCUAUCCUCCGUGGGGCUGGGAACAGGCCUGCACACCUUCCUGCUAUACCUGGGUCCACACAUAGCUGCAGUGACAUUGGCGGCCUAUGAGUGCAUGUCUACAAACUUCCCUGAGCCUCCAUAUCCCACAGAGAUCAUAUGCCCAGAAGAGGAAGGAAAGCAGUACAGGAUCUCCAUGUGGACCAUCAUCAGCAAGGUGCGACUUGAAGCGUUCAUGUGGGGUGCAGGAACCGCCAUCGGGGAGUUGCCACCAUAUUUCAUGGCGCGUGCGGCUCGGCUCUCUGGUGCCGACCUCGAUGCUGAUGAGUUUGAGGAGAUUGAAGAGCUCCUGCAUGAGAAGAAUGAGAACCCUGGAGAUAUGAGUUUCCUAGAAAAAGCAAAGUUGUCUGUGCACAAUUUGGUGCAGAGGGUUGGAUUCUUUGGUAUUUUGCUGUGUGCAUCGAUUCCCAACCCACUGUUUGAUCUGGCAGGUAUCACAUGCGGUCAUUUCCUCAUCCCAUUCUGGACGUUCUUUGGUGCUACUCUUAUUGGCAAGGCCAUCAUCAAAAUGCAUAUACAGAAACUGUUUGUGAUAUUCUUGUUCAGUGAACACCAUGUGGAAACAGUAGUAAACUUGAUAGGGAAACUACCAAAGUAUGGGAAAGUUUUACAAACACCUUUCAAAGAGUAUCUCCGUCUUCAGAAACAAAAGUUACAUCAUAAACCUGGUACUGCAACUUCAGGGGAAUCCGGCAAUCUUUUGGCGUGGAUAUUUGAAAAGGUAGUCAUAGUGAUGGUUGCGUAUUUCCUUCUUUCCAUUAUCAACUCUAUGGCACAAAAUUACCACAAGAGGCAAUGCAAAACCAAACGUCUGCUGCAGUGAUAUGGUUCCUCUUACUGACUGCAAAGAUGAUCUGGGUCAUCAUGGUGGUUGCAAUUAUUGCAAUGUAGGUCAUCUAAACAAUUGCACUAUUUAAUUAUAAAAGCUCAUUGACGACUGAUGAAGUUCCUUGGGCCACAAAGCAUAUGAAAAGCUCAGAUUCACAUUUAAGUCAUAUAAUCAUAAGUUUUGUAAUUGUAUGAUAUUGUUGUCAUAUUUACACCAGUGUUUUAUUUUUGCCAUACCAAAAUGUAGUAGACUUUAUAUGAAGGCUUUCAAUGAUGUUGAAAAGCAUGGUUAUUAGAUUGAGGAAGGCAAGCUCAUGGACACCCUCAAACAGAUGGUUUCCGGUUAAUAACUUGCAUUUUCAUUGACUAAUGGAAACUUUGUAUGUAGCAAGCUUGUUUGGAGACCUAGCUUGGCAUUUCUUUUAAGGCAUGUCAUGUCAAGCUCUGUUUUGAUAAGAAUAGAUUAACACUUAGCGCUUAAUUAUUAAAAUUCUUGGAUAUAGUAUACUGAUAUUUUGUGUAACUGUGUAUCUUACCUGGAGCCCAAUACCUUGGUAUUGUACUGGGGUUAGUUGAUUCAAAGUCAGAGUUGCUUAAUAUUUUAGCUCACCUGAGCACAACGUGCUCAUGGUGAGCUUUUGUGAUUACAUUUUGUCCGUCGUGCGUUGUGCGGCAUCAACAUUUGCCUGGUUAACACUCAAGAGGCCUCAUUUAUUGUCCAAUCUUCAUGAAAUUUGGUCAGAAGAUUGGUCUCAAUGAUAUCUUGGAUGAGUUCGAAAAUUGUUACGUUUGCUUGAAAAACAUGGCUGCCAAGGAGCGUGGCAUUUUUCCUUAUAUGGCUAUAUAUGGCUAUAGUAAAAUUUUGUUAACACUCCAAAGGCCACAUUUAUUUCCGAUCUCUUGAAACUUUGUCAGAAGAUUCAUCCCAAUAAUAUCUUGGACGAGUUAAAAAAUGAUGCCGAUAGGUUGAAAAACAUGGCUGCCAGGGGGCAGAGCAUUUUUCCAUUUAUUGUUAUAGUAAAACCUUGUUAACACUCGUGAGGCUACAUUUAUUUUCCGAUCUUCAUGAAACUUGGUCAGAAGAUUUGUCCCAAUGAUAUCUUGGAUGAGUCAGAAAGUGGUUUUGGUUGCUUUUAAAACAUGGCCAGGGGGCGGGGCAUUUUUCCAAAUAUGGAUAUAUAUUUCUUUAGUUAAACCUUUUUAACACUCUAGAGGCCACAUUUAUUGUUCGAUCAUCAUGAAACUUGGCCAGACAAUUUGUCCCAGUGAUAUCUUGAUAAGUUCAAAAAUGGUUCAGGUUGGUGGAAAAACAUGGCCGCCAAGGGGUCAUGGCCUUUUUCCUUAUAUAGCUAUAGUAAAACCUUGUUAACACUCUAGAAGCCACAUUUAUUGUCAUGAAACUUGGUCAGAAGAUUUGUCCCAAUGAUAUCUUUGACAAGUUCGAAAAUGGUUCCAGUUGCUUGAAAAACAUGACCAUCAGAGGGUGGGGCAUUUGUUCUUAUAUGGCUUUAUGAAUCUUCAUGAAACUAUGUCAGAAUAUUUGUUUAAAUGAAAUCUUGGAUGUGUAUGAAAAUGGUUCUGGUCUGUUGAAUAACAUGGCUGCCAGGGUGUUCACUAGUCAUGAAAGUUGGUUAAAACAUUUGUUUUAAUGACAUCUUGGGCUGCAGAGAACUGAUCAGUUCCUUUGAAUCUCAGAUGAGCGACUUUAGGCCUUUCAGGCCCUCUUGUUUAAAAAGCAUUCAGCUUGUAUCUGGUCAAUAACUUAAGUUUGAAUUGACCAACUUUGAUCACACAUAGGAUAUAGCAAACUUGCAUGGAUACCAAGCGUGUAAUUGAAAUUACUUGAGUUUUAGUUUAGGUAUUGCAUUGUUUUUUUUGUACGGAGGUUACUUUUUAUCUUGACCUGUGAUUUCAUAUUUGUCAGUUAAGGUCAAGGUCACUGUUAUUAAAUGAGUCGUGUUCUGAGAAAACUGGGCAUACUGCAUGUGCGUAAAGUGUCAUCCCAGACUAGCCUGUGCAGUCCAGACGUCACUUUCGGCUUUUAUGAUAUUUUUAGUUUUAAGGAAGUCCCUCCUUACUGAAAUCAAGUUUAGGCGGAAAGUGUCGUCCCUGAUUAGCCUGUGCGGACUGCACAGACUAAUCUGGGACGACACUUUACGCACAUGCAUUAAGCCCAGUUUUCUCAGAACACAACUCAAAUAACAGAAAAAGCAACAUUAAUACAUAAAACCUUGAAUAAAGUUGGAGAUAUUCUGAUGAAAUUGUAUGUGCAUGUAGCUUACAUGUAAACUCCUAAACCUAGCUUGUGAUUCCAUUUUGGUCUAGAUCAACAUAGCAAACAAUCAAACUUCAAAAGCUUCAUCAGUAUAGAAUUUCUUGUUUAUGUCAGCAACUUUUAUAACAGACAACCAAAUAUAAAUAAAAACUGAUUCAAACUGGGAUCCCCACCUUGGGAAAGUCAAUACAUAUCAUUCAGAGUUCAAACCGGUUUGAGUGCAUGCAGAACCUAGCACUUUCACUGGAAUAAAUCCCAAACCAAACAUGCUUUGAAAUCAAUCUCAAAUAAUUAUGGUCACUAUUUCUAAAAAUCUUUCUCUGCUCAUUACCUUGAAUUUUUAUAUGGCUAUUGUUUUCAAAUUUUCUGUAUUGGAGGCUAACUUGCUGACCUAAUUUGGAAUGUUCAAUCAAAUUUAAAUUUAUUACUGAAAUGUUGAAUAGUCUAUCUGGUUUUGUGUCAUUGCCAUGUUUGUUGUAUACCUCCUGCUCAAUAAUGUAGCAAGAUAUUAAUUAUUGUACUUAAUGGAUUGUUCCGAAGCUGGGUUCAUAGAAAAAGAUUUAUAACUCAGGCUGCAUUAUUAAUAUAUUAAUUUCCUUUUGUCCUGUUUCUGUUUUUAGCCGUUUUCUAAAAUAUGAAAUAAUUAAUGGAUUGAUAUCAAAUCUCAUUUAUUCAUGGCUUCAUUUUGUGAGUACAUUGACCAUUUGCUUAAGUGUUAUAAACUUUAUUAUUUAUGGAGUUAUUUCCAUUCUGGUCCAGUCAUGUUUUAUAGAACUGCAUUAACAAUUUAUGGACUAGCACAGUGUCUUUAUCCAGCUCCAGUUAAAAAUGUUCACACCUGGGGCCCGUCUUAUCAAACUUCGUACGACAUUCUUACCUUACGAUGCAAUUUUUGAAGCGCGAUAAAUAUGUAACCGUCACUUUUAUAAUUACUUUUGUUGAACAUUUCCAUUUAUUUCCAAAAGUAGAUCUUAGAUAUGCUUUAUAUUUAAAACAUACAGAUCAUAAUCACUUAUAUUUUUAAAUUACAAAAUUCAAUCGUAAGUUAACAUUGUCGUACGAUCUUUGAUAAGACGGACCCCUGAAGAUAUGUUAAUUGCUUGAAUGUUCUUGUGAAUAAGCAAUAUGUGUGUGUGGUUAGAGUGAUGGGGUGUUGGUGCCGUGUCAGUGUGCUCAUGGUGUGAUUUUUUUUAUUAAUUAAGCAAAAUGUUAUUUAUAAUCUGUGUACAAUGUUAAUAUAUUUAAAUAAUAUUCAUGGAAUGAGUAUAUGAUUGCAAACAGUGUUUAAUGUUUAAGCAUAUGUGCUGGCAUUUUCAUUAAUUCAUUGACAUUUUGUACUGUUUGAUUCAGUUAGUUCAUAGUAAACUAUUUCUAUAAAAUCUAGCAUAAUACCGGGUACAUAUGAUUUUUUUUCUGAAUUGUGUACUAUUUUUAUGUCCCCCACCACUACAUGUAUAGUGGGGGGCAUAUUGUUAUGCCCUGUCUGUUGGACUGUACGUUGGUCUGUCUGUUGUUUUGGUCAAACUUUAACAUUUGCCAUAACUUUUGCAUUAUCGAAGAUAGCAACUUCAUAUUUGGCAUGCAUGUGUAUCUCAUGGAGCUGCACAUUUUGAGUGGUGGAAGGUCAAGGUCAUCCUUCCAAGGUCAAAGGUAAAAAAAAAAGUCAAAGUGGCGCAGAAGGGGACAUAGUGUUUCUGACAAACCCAUUUCUUGUUAUUUAUGUAGCAAUGUCAGUUUUCUGCAAAAUUUCUGAAAAAUUGUGUUUGCAUGUAAUAACCAGCUUUUAGUUGUGUAAAUAUUCAAUUGUUGUUAAUCAAGUUAUGUUUAAUGCAAAAGAAGCCUAAAAUUAAUCAUGGAAGGCCAUUUUCAUAUCUAAAUCACUGGGUUAUUUAUAAAUUUAAGUAACAUAUACUUAAAAUCAAACAAUUAUUUUGCAAAAUAUUUCGUAACAUAAAGUUAAUCCAUAAAAGAUCAGUGUUUCUUAUAGCAAAAUUAUAGCCAAAAUUUCAACGCUAGAUGUUGUAUGGUAACAUAGAUUAAAUGAGAUACAAAAUUCUCAUUUUUAGCUCACCUUAGCACAACGUAAUAUCUAAGACGAGUACAAAAAUGAUGCCGGUUGGUUUAAAAACAUGACUGCCAGGGGGCGGGGCAAUUUUCCUUAUAUGGCUAUAGUAAAACCUUGUUAACACACUAGAGGCCACAUUAUUUUCCGAUCUUCAUGAAACUUGGUCAGAAGAUUUGUCCCAAUAAUAUCUUGUUAUCUCAGGUGAGCGACUUUGGGCCUUUCAGGCCCUCUUGUCUAAAUUAUUGUGGCACAAUAUAUUCCAUGUUAAUUUCCCGCAACAAUAUUUAUUCCUAGGCAACAAAAACACUUAAUGGUACAUAAGUUGGUACAUGUGUUUAAUAUAUUGUACAAAUCUUUUCCCAUUAUGCACAGUUCUAUAACCAUAACAUCAAAUAUUAAGUGAAAUUGAACAAAAACCAAUGAAUGUUUAUUAUGGCUAAAUGCAAGACUAUGAUACCUUCCUAUGCAUUUGCAAAACCAUUAAGCAUAUUUUUAUAAUCACCCGUCAAUAUGCUAUGUUAAGACAUGGCUUUUUCUGCAUUUUCAAGUUAAGUCACUGAAUAAAUCAAAACAAAAGACCACUUCUCUACUUCCCAAAUUAUUCAGGUAUAAAAGUUAUAUCAGAUACCUGUGUUAAAUAUGUUCGAAUAGGUUUUUAAAGCCUCCACUGCAGAUUUAGAAAAAUGCUUCAGAUAUUCAACAACCCUAAAAUAAUUUCCCUUCAGCAUUACGAUUUAAUCUGCACUAGUACUUAGUUGAGUCAUCAUGGCCCUAUUAUUUAUACUUAAACGAAUUUGACACCAAUCAUGAAUUUCUUUAAUCUUUUAUGCUACACCAAUUUCCUGGACCCAAGAGUCUGUUUAUUUAAAAUAAUAGAAUGAUUAUUUUGAAGUGCUUUUUGACCAGGCUGGAGUAUGAAAACAGGUUUGGAUUAUUGUAACAUAAUUUACUAACCACAGUCGCAAAGACACACCACAUAGGCCUGUGGGAUUAUAUAUGGCCCUUUUUAACUGUAUGUGCACAAUAUUAUUAUGUAAACCAAUGUUUUUUUUUAGAGAAUCAUACUUAGGUUAUUCUUAUUGUCAAUCUGAAAUAAAAUAAGUGUUGCAUUUUAUGAACAUGUGUUAUUUCCUUUCCUUUUUAUUUUGCAUACGUUUGCAUUUUUGGCAAUAGUAUACUUCUGUUGGUGAAAACAUAUAACUUGGUAGUUGAACUAUUUUAAUUUCAAAUUUUGCAAAUAUCUUGGCCAUCAUGUAACACCUCUUUUUAUGUGCCCCACCACUAUAGUGGGGGACAUAUUGUUUUUGCCCUGUUUGUUGGUUUGUUGCUUCGUUUGCUCCAGCUUUAACAUUUUGCCAUAACUUUUGCAAUAUUGAAGAUAGCAACUUCAUAUUUGGCAUGCAUGUGUAUCUCAUGGAGCUGCACAUUUUUAGUGGUAAACGGUCAAGGUCAUCCUUCAAGGUCAAAUAUAUGGGUACAUAGUGUUUCACAAACACAUAGCUUGUUUAUUUUGCCUCAAAUAUGCUAUGCCUAACCUAAUUUCCCAAACAUAAUUUUGUUGAUACCCGUAUAACAUACAUGCAAAUGCAAUAUAGAUAAGAGUGCAGCUCUCAAUGGUAGUAAUCAUUGAUUCUAUAAUUGUGCCUUCUUGCAAUCUCCUCUGUUAAUUGCAUUAUAGUUCACAUGUAUACAUUAUUAUCUUCCAUUUUGUUAAUUUUCAUUUGAUUCUGUUACAGAAGUGUUGUUGAAACAAUUUUUAUUGUGUUCUAUCUUAUCAUUCCAGUAUAUUUUUCCUGGGUGCUCAGUAUAUUUAUUGAUUUAUGUCAGAAUUAUGGAUUAUGUUUAAAUUGAAAAAAUAUAUUAUUUUAAUUUAUUUAGCCUUCUAUAUGUCUAAUUAGAUUGUACAUUUUAAACUUAAAAAAGAUUAAAUAUAUGUAUUAUUUCCUUUUAACAAUGUUUUGUGCAUAUCAUGCCCACCUGCUAAUGUUACAUUUUUGUGUGGGGAUUUUGCUUUUAAAAACGUAAAAUAAGAUUCCAACUCUUCAUCCAAUUAUAAAUAUUGAACUGUAGUGUUUCAUCUUUAUAGCAAAGUGUCUGCAGUGGUAAUGCAGCUGUGUGUAAGAUCUUUGUUUUCUGUGUUCGGAAAGCUUUGUUUCUUAUUCUACAAACAUUGUUCCUACUCUAUUCGAUGCAUGUGCAUGUUAUCUUGUCCACAAUGAAUAUGGUUUCACAUAAGGACAUACUACCAGUGAUUGUGUUUUCAGCUCACCUGAGCACAACGGUCGUGCGUCGUCCGUCAUGCACAUUCAACAUUUGCCUUGUUAACUCUCUAGAGGCCACAUUUAUUGUCCAAUCUUCAUGAAAUUUGGUCAAUGAUAUAUUGGAUGAGUUCGAAAAUGGAUACGUUUGCUUGAAAAACAUGGCUGCCAUAGGGCGGGGUAUUUUUUCCUUAUAUGGCUAUUAGUUAAAUCUUGUUAACUCUCUAGAGGCCACAUUUAUUGUCUGAUCUUCAUGAAACUUGGUCAGAAGAUUCAUCCCAAUAACAUCUUGGACUAGUUUGAAAAUGAUGCUGGUUUGUUAAAAAACAUGGCAGUCAGGGGGCGGGGCAUUUUUCCUUAUAUGGCUAUAGUAAAACCUUGUUAACACUCUAGGCCACAUUUAUUUUCCGAUCUUCAUGAAACUUGGUCAGAAGAUUUGUCCCAAUGAUAUCUGGGAUGAGCUCAAAAAUGGUUACCUUUGCUUGAAAAAUAUAGCUGCCAAGGGGCGGGGCAUUUUUCCAUAUACAUGUUUGGCUAUAGUAAAAUCUUGUUAACACAUUAGAGGCCACAUUUAAGGUCCAAUCUUCAUGAAACUUGGUCAGAAGAUUCAUCCCAAUAAUAUCUUGUACGAGUUAGAAAAUGAUGCCCGUUGGUUGAAAAACAUGGCCGUCAGGGAGCGGGGCAUUUUUCCUUAUAUGGCUAUAGUAAAACCUUGUUAACACUCUAGAGGCCACAUUAAUUUACCGAUCUUCAUGAAACUUGGUCAGAAGAUUUGUCCCAAUAAUAUCUUGUUAUCUCAGGUGAGCGACUUUGGGCCUUUCAGGCCCUCUUGUUUUUUUUAUUAUACCCACCAUUGCAAAGUUGAGUGGCUUGCACUUGAAGUUUCAGUUUAUGUCAAAUGGACAUAUUUGAGUGCAAGUUUUUUUAUUUUUUUCAAAAUCCGGAUUGGCAUAAAUUGGUCCUUAUGAUAUAAAGUUGUGCAUGUGCGAUUUUUAUCACAGCAGGUAACACGUAAUAACAAGAGGGACUGAAAGGCCCAAAGUCGCUCACAUUAGAAGAAACUGAGCUGUUACCUGAAGAUGUCAUUAGAACAAACGUUCUGACAAAGUUUAAUGAAGAGUGAACUAAAAAUAUAACGUUGGAGUCCUGACAAGAUUUUACCAUAGGCAUAUAAGGAUCUUCCUUGCGGCAAUGUUUUUCAACAGACCGGAACUAUUUUUGAACUUAUCCAAGAUAUCAUUAAAACAAAUGGCCUGACCAAGCUUUGUGAUGAUUUGAAAUAAAUGUUACUUUUAGAGUGUUUACAAGUUGUAAAGAAAGCAAUAUAUUAGGAAAAAUACCCCCACCCUGGCGACCAUGUUUUUAAACCAACCGGAACCGUUUUCGAACUUGUCUAAGAUAUUAUUGGCUCAAAUCUUCUAAGCAAAUUACAUGAAGAUCGGACUAUAAAUGUGGCCUCUUAGAGUGUUUUUAAGGCAAAUGUUUACGACGCACGAAGGAAAAAAGGCAUUCACAAAAGCUCACCGUGAGAAUAUUGUUCCCAUGUGAGCUUAAACGUAUUUCUCCUUUUUAUACACCCAUUUAAAACGGGGCGUAUUAUAGUUUCACCCUUGGCGGGCGGCGUCCACAGUAGUUUCCCCUCUCUAUAAUUCAUAUUGUUUUCGUCCGAUCUUCACCAAACUUGGUCAGAAGAUGUAUCUAGACGAUAUCUAGGUGAAGUACGAAUAUGGGUCAUGCCGGGUCAAAAACAAAGUGACAGGGUCACUUAGUGCAUUUCAAGGAUUAAGCAUGGUGUCUGCUCUCUAAUUGAAGUAGUUUUCAUCCAAUCUUCACCAAAUAUGGUCAGAAGUUGUGUCUAAAUGCUAUGUAGUUCAAAUUCAAAUAUGGGUCAUUCUGGGUCAAAAACUAGGUCACAAGGUCACUUAGUGCAUUUCAAGCAUUUAGCAUGGUAUCUGCUCUCCAAUUGAAGUAGUUUUCAUCCGAUCUUCACCAAAUUUGGUCAGAAGUUUGUGUCUCAAUGAUAUCUAGUUCAACUUCUAAUUGUAUUGCUAAAACUUUAUAGAUAUUAUUACGUUCUGUGUCGUAACUCCUUGAGACAUACUCUACAAUCAAAGGCACAUCAAACGCAACAUCUGCAAUUCUAAUGUAGAGACAACGGCUGAAAGCUAGACGAUUGCUUUUACUGCAUGUGCAACCCAUUUUACUCAAGUAUCACAUCACACAUGAUGAAUGCUUGCUCUUUCAUCAAAUUACUGCGUUACAAGUAGACCAUUAAUGUAAAGACGCAACCUUCUGCCAUUUUAGCAUACGGGAUGUAUGUGUCAAUCUCUCUGUUUGCGAAUGCUUUCCAAUGGUUGCUCAAUGCUAGUAAUCGGAGAGAAGGUAGCAAAAUUGUGUUCUUGAAAUCGUAAUUGCAUGAUUACGUUUGCUAAUAUCUAAAAUAUCGCCUGUGGCAUUCACUUUUAAUUUGACAAUGUAUGAGCAGGUGUCCGCUUGAUUCACUUAAAUUACUAAUUAAAAUACAUGUAUUUCAAAAAGCGCAGAAUGUGACUUCGCAAAUGAUUGGGUGCAUAUCGACGAGAAUGCAUUACGCGAUACACUCGGCAAUACAUUUUUAGAAAAUCAAAGAUUCGACGAAAUACUUUGCAGCUGACGGAUAACAUGCAUUGUCAACGUAGGCUAAUUAUUUGGCCUUAAAACUCACAGAAUGUCAUUAAACAUUCAAUUCAGCAACUAGGGCGGAGAUUUAAACCCUUACAAUUAAGAAAAAAAAACACUUCCUAGAAAAUAAAGCAAAUCACAGUAGCUAUCAGCAUAACUAUUGGUAAAGGAAAGCCCUAUUCUUAACACUAUUAUUGAAGCAAAUUAACUGAGACUUAUAAUUAAUAUUUACUCAGGCUUUACGUUACUAUAAAUCUAUAUCGAUGAACGAUUCAUUGAUAUGUUCAACUGUACGUAAAAUCGACCUGCUUAAUCUGAAAUCAUCAUCGUGCGAAAUAGGUGUUAAUGAAUUACACUGUCAAACAUAUGAAUAUACAAACAUAUAAUAAUAUGUGUCAUAUUUGUUUGUACUUGGAUGAGUUUUUCCAAAACUGUUAAUACCCGGAUCACAACUUGUUCAUAUAAUAAUUGACUUAAAUGCAAUCAAACAAGGAAUAUUACAUAUUUUCAACAGAUGUGGUGUUCUAAUAUUUUAAACUCCAAUAUUUAAUGAUUUUCGCAUUCGAUUCAAAGAACCAAAGAAUAAUUGUAUAUGAAUGCCACUUAUCAUUAAAAUGCCCAAGAUAUUCAUUAAAAGUAAAUGACCCGCGCUAUGCAAAAAUUGACCCAAUGAGAGAUGCUGCCAGCGUAGCUCCGCACCAGCCUGCAUAUUCGCGAGGUCUGAUAAUGAGUUGGUCUGUCCGAAAAUGAAACCAGCAGCAUACCCGGCGUGACUUUUUAAGCGGAAAACGUAACUCCUGACCGGAGUGCGCGAUUGCAGUAGUAUUGCAUAGUUUGCUCAUCAAUUAAAAAAAAUCGGUUUAUAUAAAUUACGACUAUACUUAAAAAUUGUUGUAUUAGAAUUGUUCUCAUUCAUCAGACUGACGAAAUUCAAUUUAAGAGAAACUUACAGGAAAUUAUGAUUCCUAAACCAGGGUGCAGGAUCACGUGAUUUUUCCCCCUUUUAACGUUUAUGGAUUUAAACACGACGGUUAGUGGUACUUCAUUUCAAAUAUCUUUAAGAAUUUCAAUUAGUGCAUAAAAGACAGGUUUUAUGCUGCUUAUGGCAUCAAAAUUACUGUAUUUAAUUAGCAUGUGUUCUUGAUCAAAAUUCGAUACAACACGGUUAUGUUUCACGGAACGUUAAAUUUUGACAUUGGCAAAAACUGCAAGUAAAACUGUCUUAUGCACUAUCGAUUUUCGCAAAUGUAUUUCAAUAACUAGAUAUAUUGGCAAAAAUAAAAUUCUUAACAAGUACCAACGACAAAUCAAUUCAUGAACAAAUCGAAAAAACUUGUGAACUUAGCAAACUGGCCCAAAUAAAAGCAAAUUAUAAAUUGUCAAGGUACAAUUGUCAAUAAUAGCUAAAAAUAAUACCGGUAAACUAUUUUGCACCUUUUUACUAACUGGUACGCUGUUGUUUAUAUACCAGUCUUUCUUGUCUUGUAUGUCAUUCUUAUUACUUAAAUAGUAAGUCUGUAUUUAAUUCGAAAGUAGUGAAUAUAGUCUGUACCUUUUGAGAAUGCUCAAAACCAUCUCUAAGUCCACUAUAGUCACUAUCUACUCUUAUUUAAGCCAUCAUUUCUUAAGAAUUCGUAAACGCGAAGAAUGAAAAUAUACCAAUGUCAUAAAAACAACAACAAUAAUUUAAGAAAAAAUGCAAUCUUGUAAUCAAUGUUAUAAUUAAUAUGUAAUAAUAAUAUGUAAUAAUUAAUAUGUAAAAAUAUAUCCUACAUAUCAUUGAAAAGAUGGUUAUAUUAAUAUAAGUAUCACCAUAAAACAUACUUAUUUUUUCUUUACAUAAUAUAAAACAUGGACUAAUCAUUUCCAAGAUUGUUUAAAAAAAUAAAAUAUAUCCAAACAUUUUAGAAAUAAAAAAUAAAUUUGAAGUCUUUGCAUGAAUAUUUUUCACCUCAGUAUAUUCAGGCUGAAUAACUGUUUUUCAUAUACAUACAUAUGUAGGACAAUUACCAAGACUGUAGUGCUCUUACUCACUUUAUGUUGUUGCACACUAUAAUUGAUAUGUACAUUACUUUACUGCUGUUCUUGCAAUAUUGAAAACUUAUCAUCCUUAGUAUAAUUAUAUGAUUUAGGAAUUUACAUACCUGUUGAACUUGUAUAUUUGACAUAUGUGUGCUUGACAAUUAGACUGUAUUUAUAUCUUUUGUUAGGAUAUGAAUAUAUUUGAUAGCCGCAACACGUAAACGUUGAUGUAAAUUCGCAUUGUAUAUGCGGAUGUAUUGUUCUUUCUUAUUUUAUAUGUUUGACACAUAUGUGUUGUAAAAAGCCUGAGUGUAUGUUUUACAUUUUAGAAAAAAAUGUUCUGAUACAUCAAGGCUCCUUAUCCAAGAUAAGUGAGAAGUGUGUUAAGCAUUGAAGUUGACUCGAAAAAACACACUGUUUGGGGGGGGGGGUGGGUGGGUAUUUCGGCUGACAUUUCAGUUUUAUUUAAUAAAGAUCUAAUACAAUACCAUAUACUUAUAAGCAUUUAUAUUUAACAAUAAAAUGUCUCGCCUCAUGAACUUAAUUGUAUGUAAACUCUAGUAUUUGAGAAAUUGAUACACCCCAAAUUCAAUAAUAUGCAAAAUAUAUGUUGUAAAGUCACGUAUUUAGAUGUAAAUUAACCUAUGUAUAUGAUUGUUGUCACAAUCAAUCCUCAUUUGUUAAAACCCCAUUUGUACAUUUGUUUCUGUUACAGUGUAAGUUUAUGUUUAUCUGCUGAAUUUCUCGCAUCAUAACAUGCAGAUGUUAAAAGAUAGAAAAUUUGUAUAUUAUCUACCUAGAUACCUGUUUAGUAUUAUAUAUGUUAAAGCAUAUUUUUCACCAUGCCUUUAUAUAAAUGGAUAAUCUUAAAUUCAUUUCUUACAACUGUAGGGGUCUCAAUAACAGUAAAAACGUAGAGAUGUAUUUGAUUUUUUUAAAGAAAAAAAGCUCAUAUUUAUUGUCUCCAAGACUGUAAUUUUACGUCUGAUAUGAAAACUAAAAUAUACUCAGAAUAGGACGGCGAAUGUUACUUUAGUUUCGGGCUAUCAAAUUCAAGAGGUAUUUGCAUCUUGUUUGGAAAAAAACUUACCAAUCACAGUAAAUAAAAUUGAACAUGA
This is a messenger RNA of Dreissena polymorpha, 14173 nucleotides long. Its product is annotated as vacuole membrane protein 1-like. Gene Ontology annotation, cellular component: endoplasmic reticulum; membrane; endomembrane system. Gene Ontology annotation, biological process: autophagy; Golgi organization. The coding region runs from base 486 to 1769 and encodes 427 amino acids. The record is from RefSeq and is a predicted model, not a curated record. The transcript has 12 exons. Lineage: Eukaryota; Metazoa; Mollusca; Bivalvia; Myida; Dreissenidae.